AUGGCUAAUCGCCCCAGCAAACGUCAGCGGAGAUUGGCCAUCCAUCCGUUAGAUCAGGACGCUGACACGGAGAAUAACCAGACGAGACCUACUCACACGCCUUCUAGAAGGGGCAAAGCUGAUCCUGUAACCUUUUCAACUAAACCUUCACAACUUGAAACGAAACAUAUCCCGUCAGACCCAAAUCGAGCUUACUCCGGUCUCCAAGUCCACCACUCCUCUCCGCCCUCCGAUAAGAAGACGCGCACAACAUCGUCCCUCCAGAAAUUCUUUGAACCUACAAAUAGCGAACAAAGAUGGUCCUCCCAGAAAUUCGAGACGACGUGUCUUCCCACAAAGCAAGCAAUAAAAGGGGUGAAUGGCAGUGGGGAAAACAACAACAACAACAAUGACGACGAUAUAAUAGAUGAUGAUUAUGAUUCCUACGAUGAGUUAUUUACUCAACAACUCGCGAACGAAGAGGUAGCACGAGAUAUCAGCGAGGACCAAACGCCUCCGCGGGUGCAGUCACCAAAAAGAAACACAAGUGUUGCGCGUAAAUCCACGAACACACGCAAACGCUUCCUCCUGCCAAUGGUCUCUGAUCAAAAAAAUAACAGCUCAUCAUCAAUCACCCCUCAGGCUCAUAAGCUACCUUGGGCGCAGCAGUACUCUCCUACAAAUCUAGACGAGUUGGCGGUCCACAAGAGAAAGGUGUCAGAUGUACAAAGUUGGCUUCGCAACGCCUUUGCAGGAACUAGAGAACGUAAACUACUUGUCCUUCGGGGUCCUGCGGGGAGCGGGAAAACAACCACAAUAAACAUAUUGUCUCGGACGUUAGGGUUCGAUAUAUUCGAGUGGAAGAACCCCCCAGCUUCAGAGUUCGCUACAAAAGCAUAUGUAUCCGUUGCUACUCAAUUUGAAGAUUUCCUAGGCCGCGGUGACCAGUUUAGAAAGCUUGAUUUAGACGGGCCAACUGACCUUCCACGAGACUCUAAUCGCUAUGCUCAGCAGCGUAUCAUUUUGGUUGAAGAGUUCCCAACUCUCUUGCAUCGAGGCUCUUCUAGUUUGGCUGCAUUCAGGCUAUCUUUGCAGCGGUAUCUUGCUAUGGAGGCUACAUUGCCCUCCAAUGGACUUAAUCGGAGUGGGAUCAAAGCCCAAGCCAGCUCUCCUAUUGUGAUAAUCGUUUCAGAAACUCAUCUCACAUCAGGUUCCUCGUCGGAAAGUUUAACAGUCCACCGACUACUAGGACCAGAACUUUUCAAUCACCCCGGCACAACCAUCGUUGAUUUCAACAGUAUUGCUCCAACCUUCAUGUACAAAGCCUUGAAAUUGAUUUUGGAAAAGGAAGCUCGCCAUUCCAGGCGCAAUAAGGAUCCAGGCCCUGCCAUAUUGCAAAGCAUCUCUAGUUCAGGGGACAUUCGAAGUGCAGUCGCUUCCCUAGAAUUUCUUUGUCUUGUUGGGCGUUGGGGAGCCCCUGCCAGAGGGGUAAAGAAGCCGUCUCGCAACAACGUAAUCCUCACACCCACGGAGAAGGAGACACUGAAGCUAGUAACACAAAGGGAGACUAGCCUAGGAAUAUUUCAUGCUGUCGGGAAGAUUGUAUACAACAAGCGAGACGAUACGUGUGUCGCAACCGAAGGUCCUAUAUUACCAUCGCCUCCAGAGCAUAUGCGACAUCAUGGCAGACCAAAAGUCUCACAGGUCCCUGUCAAUGAGCUUGUGGAAGAGACAGGGACUGAUACACAAACUUUCAUCAGUGCCCUGCAUGAAAAUUAUGUACCAUCUUGCGAUGGCCCAUCGUUUGUGGAUUGUGUCGAUGCAUGUAUAGUCGCUCUGUCAGACAGUGAUAUAUUAUGUGUCGAUCAUAAAGGGCUGUAUGGGAGUCGUACGAAUAGAAGCAGUGCCGGUGUCGAUGUAAUGCGACAGGAAGACAUAAGUUAUCAAGUUGCUGCUCGUGGUUUACUGUUUGCUCUCCCUCACCCAGUGAAAAGACGUAUAACGACAUCAACUCGUGCAGAUCGAUCGAGUGAUGCCCAUAAAAUGCUCUUUCCAAGCACGUUGCGGCUGAUGCAGGAGGCAGAGGAGAUUGGAGGCCUUACGAAUGUUUGGGUGAAAAGGCUGCUGAAUUCAUUUCGCAGGACAUCGUCAGACCCGGAUCCAAGCUGGUCCGCAUCGUUGACAAGAUGCAAGUCAGAUUGUGUAGAAAAUUACCGCGAUGAUCAAGCGGGAAUCGUGACCAUGAUACCUCGAGAAGAUCUCGUGCUGUACCACCUACCAUAUCUCACAAAGAUCCAUCGCGGUGAGGCCGAGAUCGCCCAGCUUCGAAGGAUUACUGGAUUUCAUGGAGCCGGGUGCCCACACAAUUGCCAGGGAAAUAACCUUAGUGGAAACAGUCUAGUUUUGGCUUCUGCUGGUCACGAUAUCUCUCAAAGGCUACAUUCAACAGAUCUCCAAAGCAGCACUUUUGGGUCCCAGCUGCCAGUUAACUACGAGCAGGAGGAGAAGCUUAUCUUGAGCGAUGAUGAUAUUGUUGACGAUUUGUGA
This is a messenger RNA of Aspergillus bombycis, 2526 nucleotides long. RefSeq names its product putative cell cycle checkpoint protein Rad17. Gene Ontology annotation, biological process: DNA damage checkpoint signaling; mitotic DNA replication checkpoint signaling; DNA repair. The transcript is spliced from 2 exons. Bases 1 to 2526 code for a protein of 841 amino acids. The record is from RefSeq and is a predicted model, not a curated record. Lineage: Eukaryota; Fungi; Ascomycota; Eurotiomycetes; Eurotiales; Aspergillaceae. Gene Ontology annotation, molecular function: chromatin binding.